CGCUCGCGCACGCGGAGAACAGACGGAACGGACAGCGGAAUAAAACAUCAUCAUGCCGCACUGAUUCCACACCGCGAGACAAACGAAUGACCGGAUCGACUGAAUAACAUGUGGAAGAGGGAUGUGCCAACAUCAAAGGGGAAUAACUCUCUGGUUAGCAUGGCGCUGGGGCUCGGACUGGUUACGGUGGCUCCUGAAGGUCACAACAGAUCGUGGGAGACUCCAGUGGUCACCCCAGAGAUGCCCAUCUUCCUCAUGACAGCGACCGCCCAAACCAUCUCUGGAAUCUUUACAUGGACCGCACUAAUGCUCACCUGCCAACAGAUCUACAUGCACUUGCACUAUUAUAACUCUCCUAAUGAGCAGCGGCAUAUCGUUCGGAUUCUCUUCAUCGUGCCGAUUUUCGCCUUCGACUCGUGGCUCAGCCUGCUGUUCUUCACUAAUGAGGAGUAUUACGUUUACUUCGACACGGUUCGUGACUGUUAUGAAGCAUUUGUGAUCUAUAACUUCUUGAGUUUGUGUUAUGAGUAUCUGGGAGGUGAGAGCGCCAUCAUGGCGGAGAUCAGAGGAAAACCCAUCGAGUCCAGUUGUGUGUACGGGACGUGUUGUUUAUGGGGCAGAACAUACUCCAUCGGCUUUCUGCGCUUCUGUAAACAGGCGACUCUUCAGUUCUGUGUGGUGAAGCCACUGAUGGCCGUCAUGACCGUCAUUCUACAGGCAUUUGGGAAAUACAGAGACGGAGACUUCAAUGUGGCGAGCGGUUAUUUAUACGUGAUGAUCAUCUAUAAUAUCUCGGUCAGUCUCUCUCUCUACGCUCUGUUUCUCUUCUACUUCUCUACUCGAGAUCUGUUGGAGCCGUACAGUCCCGUACUGAAGUUCUUCAUGGUGAAAUCGGUCAUCUUCCUCUCAUUCUGGCAGGGAAUGCUGUUGGCUAUUCUGGAGAAAUGUGGCACGAUUCCUCGGAUAAACUCUCCUGAUGUCACAGUGGGGGAAGGGACUGUUGCCGCCGGUUACCAGAACUUCAUCAUCUGUAUUGAGAUGUUUUUCGCUGCGCUGGCGCUCCGACACGCGUUCACAUACAAGGUCUAUAUGGACAAGAGACUCGACGUUCACGGUUGUAUUCCAGUCUAUGGGCAGUACGGACAUUGUGCUCCCAUGAGUAUCUCCAGCAGUCUCAAGGAGACGAUGAAUCCGGGCGAUAUGUUUCAGGAUGCAAUUCAUAACUUCUCUCCUGCGUAUCAGCAGUACACACAACAGAGUCGGGUCGAACCGCUGACCCGAUCCAACAGCACCAAUGAGAAAACACUGCUGCUCAGCUCUGACGACGAGUUCUGACCCACACACACCCACACACACACACACACACACACGCACACACACACAGACAGGCUCUGUUUCUAACCCUAGUGAGCUGCCUACCUAGACAGCAUUUUAGGCAACAAAACUAUGCUGCCUUAUAAAGUACGUAACUCAUUCGUUGCAGUUUGCUUUAUCUUGUAUAUUUUAGGUUGUGUACAGUGAGGUGAAUUCACUUGUGCAUAUCCACUGAUACAGCUUUUGUCAUAUAUAUAUAUAUAUAUAUCUUUUUCGUUACUUGAUUAUGUGAUCAUGUAAAAACGAACGUCCAACUCUGACGUGGGAGCUUCCAUCGUGCAUUUAAAGGCAGCAGUGGCUUCAUUAGUAACUUGGAGUUGUUGCCUAUGUUGAGUGUCCCAUUUUAGUUAGUAUGCUGCCUUAGUAGGUAGCAGCCUAUGAAGUGAGUAAACAGCAUGACAGCUCACUGGUGUUUGGAACAGAGCUACAGAGAGACAGAUUGAUAGACUUUGAAUAAAGAGAAUCAGAAUGUGCCAUAUCACAUAAACACCCUUUGAGACACUUUUUAAAGAGCUUUACAUGUAUAUUUCAGGGUAAUGUGCAGGUAUAUUUACACAUUGACAUUUCUAGAUUAAGUGCUGCAUUAUAAACUACAGGGGCGACGACUGAAAUGCCUUUAACAUCAGGUACACACACAAACACUCGUCUAGCUCACUGAAUGGACACUAUAGUCAGUACCUGCAAUUUUCAUUGAUGCUUUUUUGUUUCUAUUAAUUUUAUUGCUGUUCUAUAGAGAUAUUUCAUUCAUUCUUUCUCCCUCUGACUAACUGAGAUGUAAAGAUGAUUUAUUCUGAAUAAUAGACUUUCAGAUUAAACUUCAGAGAUGUUUGAAAGCAGUAGUGAAGAAUGAGUUACUGUGGUGAUUUAUGAUGUUAUAAAGAGUGUUUAAUAAACCGAUAAUAGAUGAGCAGAGAGUGACUGUUUCAUGACAAAAACUGGGAUUAUAAUAAUUUCACAGUAAUGGCUCAGAUUAUAGAUGGACUAUUCUCUGAACAAAAUGAUUCCUGUCCUCAGCAGAUAUUGCUCAUUGAAAUAAACAGAUUUAA
Myxocyprinus asiaticus (Chinese sucker) is the source of this 2420-nucleotide messenger RNA. RefSeq names its product transmembrane protein 184B-like. The record is from RefSeq and is a predicted model, not a curated record. Bases 109 to 1335 code for a protein of 408 amino acids. NCBI's taxonomy places the organism in Eukaryota, Metazoa, Chordata, Actinopteri, Cypriniformes, Catostomidae. Gene Ontology annotation, molecular function: transporter activity. Gene Ontology annotation, biological process: transport. The transcript is spliced from 10 exons.